CUUGUGCACCAUGUUGAGUGCUCUUAACAGAGCGGGAAGUUGCAGGGGCUGACCUCCUUAGGGUAAUCCCUUCUCCUCCUGAAGUUAGCAGAGGGAAAAUUACAUAGGUUUGCAUGUAUCCCUCACCGCCAAGCUGCAUGUUACAUACCCAGUACUAAUAAGCGAUGCAAAUACCAGGAACAACUGCACAAAAGCUUACUCAUUCUUUAUGAAUACCUUAUUCAUAUGAGCAAGGAUAGUGUGUCCUCCGGAUAACUCUUCCAGUUCUACUUUGCGUUAUUCACAGUUUAAUUUCAAUUAGGUUCACUUACAGGUAAGCCACAACAGCCAAAUGCGUAUUCAUGGGUGCAGUUGUUUUUGUUUGCUGCCUCACUUCCUCCUUCCCCAGAGGGUUUUCAGUGUUGAGCCUAGGCCAGGAAGGAGAAACCGGCAAUGUGAGGUUCUUAAACAAAAGAUUAGCAUGUAGAGGUGGUAGAGUAAGGACUUUGUUUUGUUCUCAUCAGGAUCAAGUGGAAAGAAGCCUGUCCUUCAGCUGUCCUACUCCAAACAGGACUUGCACAAAGGCCUCCAGGGAGCGUUCCUGUCUUUAAUCACACACAGUUCAGAGGCGGUUAAUUGCUAGACUUCCACUGUGGAGACCAAAGAUGGAGUUAGUUAGAACCAUUCCCCCUUGUCCUAUCACUCUCCGCCCUCGUAAAACCUAUGGAAAGGAAGUGAAGUACAGAUGCCUGAAGAUGACAGGAGCAAAAGAGAUACUACAGAGAAGAAAGAUCAUGGAUUGCUACAGGAAGUAUGCAGCUGUCACUUUGACCAUUAUGUCUGUAUUUCUGCAUCUUCUUCAUACUUUCCCAGAUGGAGAAUUUCUCAUGCAGGGUUGUCCAGAGUGCAAGCUAGGGGAGAACAGAUUCUUUUCAAAACCAGGAGCCCCCAUUUACCAGUGCACUGGAUGCUGUUUCUCCCGGGCCUAUCCCACUCCAAUGAGAUCCAAGAAGACCAUGCUUGUUCCAAAAAACAUUACAUCAGAAGCAACGUGCUGCGUAGCAAAGGCUUUCACCAAGAUUACCCUUAAGGACAAUGUGAAGAUAGAGAACCACACAGACUGUCACUGCAGUACCUGCUACUAUCAUAAAUCUUAAAGCCUGUCCCUUUGGUAAUGAUCAAGGACAACGGUGAAUGGAAUAUUUGUUUUUCAGCUUUUAUAGCAACGCUGUGUAUAAUCUUGUGUUUUCUGGUCAAGACACCAAGUAGACUUUUGAAUGAGAUGGAUGGCUGUUUUAUUUCCUCUCUGCUUCUUCAUGCAUUUAAGUAAGUUUAACUAUUUCCAUUAGGGAUUAGAUGCAGCACUUGCAUGACAACCAUAACCUUGAUCUGUUUUUAAAAUAAACUGUCAGAUAAAUUGUCAAUGUUUCUUGAGGAAAAAUGAUGAUUUCAUAGCUUAAAACAACAAAAAAAGAGAUUUUGUAGUUUAUUUUCAAGUUUGUUUGUUUUUAUUUAUUUUUCUGGGAGA
Tympanuchus pallidicinctus (lesser prairie-chicken) is the source of this 1507-nucleotide messenger RNA. It is a transcript of the gene CGA, whose product is annotated as glycoprotein hormones, alpha polypeptide. NCBI's taxonomy places the organism in Eukaryota, Metazoa, Chordata, Aves, Galliformes, Phasianidae. Gene Ontology annotation, molecular function: follicle-stimulating hormone activity. Gene Ontology annotation, cellular component: extracellular region; follicle-stimulating hormone complex. The coding region runs from base 645 to 1136 and encodes 163 amino acids. The record is from RefSeq and is a predicted model, not a curated record. The transcript is spliced from 5 exons. Gene Ontology annotation, biological process: thyroid hormone generation; positive regulation of steroid biosynthetic process.